AUGGAUGUGGACGUGGACAUGGACGUGGACGUGGACAUGGACGUGGACGUGGACAUGGACGUGGACGCGGACGUGGACGUGGACGUGGACAUGGACGUAGACAUGGUCGUGGACGUGGACAUGGACAUGGACGUGGACGUGGUCGUGGACGUAGACGUGGACGUGUACGUGGACGCGGACGUGGACGUGGACAAGGACGUGGACGUGGACGUGGACGUGGACGUGGAGGACUUGGACGUGGACGUGGACGUGGACGUGGACGACUUGGACGUGGACAUGGACGUGGACAUAGACGUGGACAUAGACGUGGACGUGGACGUAGACAUGGACGUAGACGUGGACGUGGACGUAGACGUGGACAUGGACGUGGACGUGGACGUGGACGUGGACGUAGACAUGGACGUGGACGUGGUCGUGGACGUGGACGUGGACGUGGACGUGGACAUGAAGGUGGACAUGGACGUGGACAUGGACGUGGACGUGGACGUGGACGUGGACAUGUACGUGGACGUGGACGUGGACGUGGACCUGGUCCUGGACGUGGACAUGGACGUGGACGUGGACAUGGACGUGGACGUGGACGUGGACGUGGACGUGGACAUGGACAUGGACGUGGACAGUGCAAAUGACAUGGACGUGGUCGUGGACGUGGACGUGGACAUGGAUAUGGACAUGGACGUGGACAUGGACGUGGACGUGGACAUGGACGUUGACGUGGACAUGGACGUGGACAUGGACGUGGACGUGGACAUGGACGUGGACGUGGACGUGGACGUGGACAUGGACGUAGACGUGGACGUGGACGUGGACGUGGACGUGGACGUGGUCGUGGACGUGGACGUGGACGUGGACGUGGACGUGGACGUGGACGUGGAAUUGGACAAGGACGUGCACGUGGACGAAGACAUGGUCGUGGACGUGGACGUGGACGUAGACAUGGACGUAGACGUGGACGUGGACGUGGACAUGGACGUGGACCUGGUCGUGGACGUGGACGUGGAGGAACAUGGACGUGGACGUGGACAUGGACAUGGACGUGGACGUGGACGUGGACGUGGACGUGGACGUUGA
Messenger RNA from Closterium sp. NIES-65, 1071 nucleotides. NCBI's taxonomy places the organism in Eukaryota, Viridiplantae, Streptophyta, Zygnematophyceae, Desmidiales, Closteriaceae. The record is from the annotation of a GenBank genome assembly.